Messenger RNA from Orycteropus afer afer, 1488 nucleotides. RefSeq names its product C-type lectin domain containing 14A (gene CLEC14A). The record is from RefSeq and is a predicted model, not a curated record. Gene Ontology annotation, cellular component: external side of plasma membrane; extracellular matrix. Gene Ontology annotation, biological process: cell migration. Gene Ontology annotation, molecular function: extracellular matrix binding; extracellular matrix protein binding. NCBI's taxonomy places the organism in Eukaryota, Metazoa, Chordata, Mammalia, Tubulidentata, Orycteropodidae.
AUGAGGCCGGCAUUCGCCCUUUGCCUCCUCUGGCAGGCACUCUGUCCCAGACCCGGCUGCGGUGAGCAUCCCACCGCUGACCGUGCCCGCUGCUUGUCCUCGGGGGCCUGCUACAGUCUGCAUCACGCUACCAUUCAACGUCCGGCGGCCGAGGAGGCCUGCAGCCUGCGCGGCGGGGCGCUCAGCACCUUGCACAGAGGUCCCGAGCUGAGCGCUGUGCUCGCCCUCCUGAGGGCAGGCCCGGGGCCUGGAGGGGGCUCCAAAGACCUUUUAUUCUGGGUCGCGCUAGAGCGCAAGAAGUCCCACUGCACCCAGAAAAACCAGCCGCUGCGGGGUUUCUCCUGGCUGUCCCCCGACGGCGGCGGGUCGGAAAGCGAGACGCUGCAGUGGGUUAAGGAGCCCCAACUCUCCUGCACAGCGCGGAGUUGCGCAGGCCUUCAGGCCACCAGGGGAGUCGAGCCCGCAGGCUGGAAGGAGAUGCGCUGUCACCAGCGCGCCGACGGCUACUUAUGCAAGUACCAGUUCAAAGGCUUGUGCUCCGCGCCGCGCCCUGGGGCUGCCUCCAAGUUGAGCUACCGCGCUCCCUUCCAGCUGUACAGCGCGGCGCUGGACUUCAGUCCGCCGGGGACCGAGGUGAGUGCGCUCUGUCCCGGGCAGCUCUCGGUCUCGGCCAAGUGCGUCACAAACGAGGUCGGUACGCACUGGGACGGGUUACCCUCCAGAGGCGUGCUCUGCCCUUGCCAGGGGAGGUACCUCCGUGCUGGCAAAUGCGCUGAGCUCCCUAACUGCCUAGAUGACCUGGGAGGCUUUACUUGUGAAUGUGCUGAGGGUUUUGAAUUGAGUAAGGACGGCCGCUCUUGUGUGACCAAUGGGGAAGGACAGACGACCCCUGGGGAGACCAAAGUGGCUACUAGGCGGUCACAAGUCACUACAGCCAGCCCUGUGCCAAGGAGAACAGGGUCACCCACAGGCAACGAGACACCAGGAGAAAUACCACUUGGCUCUGAACAAGGCAGUUCAGCUACAUCUAUUCCGGAGAUUAUUUGGUGGGGCGCACAGAGUACGUCGUCUACCCUUCAGAAGUCCCAUCAAGUCAACUUAAAGGAUGCCAUCACUCCUUCAGGAAGUGUAAUUCCCUGGUUUAACUCCACAUCUUCCUCUGCCACUCCCCACAUUUUUGACUCCUCCUCCACUGUGGUCUUCCUACUUGUGGGCAUAGCGGUUGUGGUGUUGGUGAUCUUGACUAUGACAAUGCUGGGGCUUUUCAAACUCUGCUUUCACAAGAGUCCUCCCUCCAGCCCCAGGAAAGAAGAUUUGGCCACAGCAGAAGUGGAGAGGGAUGCUGGUGCCUCCACUUAGCGCUCCGAUUCUGCACAUUGCGCAGACUGUGUGGUGAAGGUUGGGGACUGUGGACUUCGGGACAGGGCAGAAGUGCCCCCCCCCCGGUUUGAUCCUCUUUUGGCUCUGGAGGGGUGUAGGGAAACGUGA